GUAAAUUUGUCUGAAUCACUGGUUCAAAUGUUUCUCGAUUAUUGGACGGAAUUCGGUGAAUACAUAUGUGAACGUUUCUGCGAAAUCUCUAAUUCAGGAAUUCCAACUCUGCUUGAUGUAAACUGGACCAUACGAUUGGAUAUGGCGCGGAAAAAAAUUCCGAAAAUGUCGGAAGCAAAGCUCAUUUUGGAAUUACUCACUGAUCAGGGCCUCAAGAUUUAUGAAAUGCCACGAGAAGAGCUAAUUAAAUUACGUGAUGUUGUAAAUGAAAUACAAAAACAUGUAGACUUAUUGGUUUUUGAUACUUUAUUGCAUUAA
Messenger RNA from Dracunculus medinensis (Guinea worm), 318 nucleotides. NCBI's taxonomy places the organism in Eukaryota, Metazoa, Nematoda, Chromadorea, Rhabditida, Dracunculidae. The record is from the annotation of a GenBank genome assembly.